Messenger RNA from Solenopsis invicta (red fire ant), 5109 nucleotides. Its product is annotated as NPC intracellular cholesterol transporter 1 homolog 1b. Gene Ontology annotation, molecular function: lipid carrier activity. Lineage: Eukaryota; Metazoa; Arthropoda; Insecta; Hymenoptera; Formicidae. The coding region runs from base 1013 to 4753 and encodes 1246 amino acids. The transcript has 23 exons. The record is from RefSeq and is a predicted model, not a curated record. Gene Ontology annotation, cellular component: membrane.
AGUUAUUUCAUUAAUAGAAAAUUUCAUUGAUUAAUACUUGAGAUUUAUUUCAAGGUGAUUAAAAAAUUUUUUUGCUUAUUAUAAUCAUCAAUAAUAAAAUUUUUAUUCGUAAUUAUUUAUUUUUAAAUGGACUAACUUUUACUUAACACUGCUGAGAAUACAGGUGGCCAUAAGACCAUCGUUGCAAUAGCGACGAAAUUUAUUUACUCCUAUUAUAAUUCCUAUUUUAUUUAACUUUACAAUAAAACAAAAAGAAGAGAAUAAUAUCAUUUUUGAGCAUUUACCGAUGAGUUUUCUCAAUACUAUUUUAUCUCUAUUUCAGUUUUUCAAUUCUGAUUGAAUAACUGAAAAGAUUUCAACCUCUCGCAUCGGACAUGCCGCAUUGAUAAGGAAACUCUUCGUAUUCUACUGCGAUAAGCUACCAGGGCAUUAAACGCAAUGAUAAAUGAGAUUUGAUAUGAUGAUGAUACGCCGGUUAUUCGAAACAGGUGUUCAUUCGAGUUGGGAAAGGGAAUAAUGUCAAAUGAAUAUCUAAAUAGCUCGAGACUCGUUCAUGUAUCCGAAAAUUCGACGAGCCACAAAUAAAUCCGCGAGGUGAGAUAAAACAAGAAGGAUCUGCGAAUCAAAGUAAACGAAAUCGCUCAGUAGUUCAGUGACCAUUAUAAAAUUACACGGCAUGGAUUACAGUGAGGAUUACAUUCGACAAAGGAGAACCGAGCGUUAAAAUAAAUAAUGUACGACCGAGAACUUAACGCGCGGAAAGAUUUAGUGUUGUGGGGAAAUGCGAACGAGACGUGAAAAUUAGUUUUAGGAAGUGUAUUGUUGAAGAGUGGUAUACUUAUCACAUUAGUCUCACUCGCGAUUGACUUGUCUAUAAUAAUAUCAGUUUGGACUCAAAGCUGCAAGUCCAAUUCUCACCGCUGCACGCCGUUGCAAGACAUCGCUCGCGAUUGAGACACGGACUCAAGCGAUUUCCUUCUAUUAGAGUUCUUCGAGUUACACCCGCGCAAAUAUGACGCGACCGGGGAUGUUCGGUCUUCUUCUCGCACUGUGUUGCGCCCUGAUCUCAGCGGAUGAACAAUAUUAUUGCUCGUGGUACGGAGAAUGCGGAAUGGGAAGUUUAUUCCCGCGAACUUGCGUGGCAAAGAACAUCACCGCCCAGCCGAUCAAUGACACGGCGGCCGAAGCUAUUCUACGGAAGAAAUGUCCGCAGUUUUUCGAGAACAAUGAAUCGCCAAUAACAUGCUGCAAUGCCAAUCAGAUUGUCACGAUGGAGGCGAGCAUAGCUAUGGCAGAAAAUAUUUUCGGCAGGUGUCCGACUUGCUUGAGAAAUAUGCUUCGAUUGAUCUGCGAUAUCACUUGCAGUCCCGAGCAAGGUCGAUUCGUGAGGGUGACCAACAGUUCUGAAGAUGAUGGCCUUGAGUUUGUCGUUGAAUCUCAGGUUCAUGUCACGGAACUAUUCAUAAAUGGAACUUUUGAGUCUUGUAAAAAUGUUAUUAAUCCUACGAGCGGAGGUUUUGGCAUGGACAUAGCUUGUGGACCGCACGGAGCUACUAGGUGCACUCCAAAAUUGUGGUACGACUUCAUGGGCAAUAUCGAAUUGAAUCCUUACAUACCCUUCCAGAUGACAUAUAUUUAUGAUUCAGCUGAAGAAUGGGGCGACGAGCCAUGGAAUGCUACGACCAAAAAUUGCAACGAGGCUUACGAUAAAUCAUCUAUGGCUUGCAGCUGCGUCGACUGUCCCGCCGCAUGUCCUCCUGAUAAGAAAUUCGAGAUUGAAUCAAAAGAUCGGUUCAUGAUCGGUAAAUUCAAUGGCUACGGAGUCAUAGUGGCUAUAAUUGUCAUUUUUAUCACAAUUAUAGCAGGUUGCAUCACAUUUGUAAUAACUUUACUCAAGAAGUGUAAGAAAGGACGUUCUUGGAAGACGUCAAUGAAAAAGGCAGACGGAAACUGUAGCCGAAGUUAUAAAAAGAUUUUCGAAACAGCCUUUGCUGGAUGGGGAGCAGCGUUCGCCAAGUAUCCCAUUAUUUCUCUGUUCACGAUUUCAUACAUCGUUGUUGGUCUGAGUUACGGAAUCAACUAUCUUUUGGUAACAGUAAAUCCAAUUGAAAUAUGGGCAGCGCCGAGUAGUAGAUCAAGAUUAGAAAAAGAUUAUUUCGAUAGUCGAUUUCAGCCAUUUUAUAGAACUGAACAAAUCUAUAUCAAAUCCGUUAAUAUUGAUAAGGUACAACAUAAUUCUUCGAUUGGAGAUAUGGAAUUUGGUCCGGUUUUUAACGAAACGUUCUUGCUAGCUGUGUACGACCUGCAACAGCAAAUUCUUCAAUUAGGCCAAGAAACCGACGAAGGACUGGAAAAGAUCUGCUAUGCCCCCGUACAAAGCGAAUUUACCGGACCAGUUACUCUUGAUCUCUGCACUGUGCAAAGUGUAUGGGGAUACUUCCAAAAUGACAUCGAUAAGUUCAAUAAGACAAAUAUUAUCAAGGGCUAUGAAACUAACUAUCUGGAUCACUUGUACGAAUGUAUGCAAAAUUCUUUUAAUCCAAACUGUCUGGCGCCGUACAAAGGACCCGUAAUACCAGCCAUAGCAAUCGGAGGCUUUCUGAAAGAAAACGAGUAUAAAUAUGAUUCCUCAGAUUAUAUUAAAGCAACAGGAUUAGUUUUAACGUUUCUUGUGAAAAAUUCGCUCAAUGAGAAGGAUCUUGAGCCGAUCUAUAAAUGGGAACAACGCUUUCUCGACUUUAUGGAAAAGUGGAACCAAGAUGGUCGACCGAUAUUCAUGGACGUCGCAUGGACUACGGAAAAAUCGAUACAAGACGAACUGGAUAGGACAUCGAAAGCGGAAGUGAUAACAGUGGUUAUCAGUUACCUCGUCAUGUUCGUUUAUGUCGCUAUUGCUCUCGGCAGAAUCAAGGCUUCUGUUGUUGGUUGUCUCACCGAAAGCAAAGUCGUAUUGAGCGUUGGUGGAAUCAUCAUUGUUAUAGCAUCGGUCGCUUGUUCUCUCGGCAUUUUCGGCUAUAGUGGCGUACCAACUACUCUGCUCACAAUCGAGGUAAUUCCUUUCCUGGUGCUAGCAGUAGGAGUCGAUAAUAUUUUCAUCUUGGUACAAAAUCAUCAAAGAAAUCCUCGGCACGUUGAUGAAACAAUUCCAGAGCACAUCGGUAGAAUUCUUUCUGUAGUCGGACCCUCGAUGCUGCUUACGAGCUGUUCUGAAUGUUUAUGUUUUCUCAUCGGAGCUUUUUCUGCAAUGCCAGCGGUCAACACUUUCGCGAUGUACGCCUCGCUAUCGAUUUUAAUUAACUUCCUCCUUCAAAUAACAGCCUUUGUGGCUUUAUUGGCUCUUGAUUCUCGGAGAGCUGAGGAUAAUCGCCUGGAUAUUUUCUGCUGUAUUUCUAUUGAGAAUAAUUCAAAUGUCGAUGGAUGCGAUGGUAUCGUUCGCCAAAUUUUCGAGCGCUUUUACACACCGUUUCUAAUGAGGACGCCAGUCAGAGUUUUUGUCAUAGCGAUCUUCGUCGCCGCUCUUGCUACUCACAUCAUAGUCUUACCGCAGAUAGAGGUUGGACUGGACCAGAAGCUCUCGAUGCCCGAAGACUCUUACGUUCUCAAAUAUUUCCAGUACAUGGAAGAUCUUUUAUCGAUGGGCCCACCCGUAUACUUCGUGCUGACGGAAGGACUGAAUUACAGCAAGAAGGAAGUACAAAAUGUCAUAUGCGGCGGUCAAGGAUGCAAUGAAAAUUCCUUGUACGCGCAAAUAUAUACGGCUGCCAAACAUCCCUCCAAGUCCUAUUUAUCUAAAGCAGCUUCAUCCUGGAUAGACGAUUACAUCGAUUGGUCGGGAAUUAGUAGUUGUUGCAAAUAUUUCGCGAACAACCAAUCCUUUUGUCCGCAUGAUAACGGAAUUUGCAAAAAAUGCGGAAUUGUCGUUGACCAGACUACCUCCCGUCCAAACGAAACGAAUUUCAGAAAAUAUAUUCCUUAUUUUGUGAACGAUGUUCCAGACAAAGACUGCGCCAAAGCUGGCAGAGCCGCUUAUUUCGACGCAAUGAACUAUUACAUUGACGAUUUCGGUAUGAGUAACGUGUACGAUUCGUACUUCAUGGGUUAUCAUACGCCUUUAAAAAAAUCAUAUGAGUGGUACGAAGCACUGCGAACUGCUAGAAUAAUAUCGGAAAACAUCACGAACACGAUUAACGAUGCUGGAGUGUCCAAUAAUAAAAUCAAAGUAUUUCCAUAUAGUGUAUUCUACGUAUUCUACGAACAGUAUUUAACCAUCUGGGAAGAAACUUUGUUGUCGAUAGGUUUAUCCCUUGUUGUGAUCUUCGUGGUGACGCUAUUUCUCACAGGAUUAUCAUUAUUUUCUGCAGUGAUAGUCGUUAUUACUGUCUUGAUGAUAAUAAUUGAUUUAGCGGGGUUAAUGUACUGGUGGAACAUCAGUUUGAACGCGGUUUCUCUCGUAAAUUUAGUCAUGGCGGCUGGCAUCUCCGUAGAAUUCUGCAGCCACAUAGUGCACUCUUACAUCAUCUCUGUAGGGAAUACGAGAAUCAAUAAAGCGUCAGAAGCUCUUUCCGCCAUGGGAAGUUCUGUAUUCUCCGGGAUCACUUUGACCAAAUUUGUGGGAAUCGUGGUGCUGGCAUUCGCAAAGUCGCAGAUAUUCCGGGUUUUCUAUUUCAGAAUGUAUUUGGGAAUUGUUCUGUUCGGAGCGGCACACGGUCUAAUAUUCUUACCGGUGUUAUUAAGCUUUAUAGGACCUGCAUAAGAAUACUUAUUACUAUGUAAGAUCUAUAAGAAAAGCCAAUACAAAAGCGCACAGCGAUAAGAAAGCCGUCCUAUGAUUUGUGCAUUUGUUUAGAGAUUACCAGUAUGAUAAGUUAUUAUUUUAUUAGUAUAACGUGACUUUAUGAAAUGUUGAUUUCUGCGUUCGUGUAUAUUAUUUGCAUUAGAUUGGAUAUACAAUAUUUUUUUAAUUCAAUCCAUAAUCAACUAUUAAUAUAACGCGAUCACCGUGUAUAUAAUCAUACGUAUAUUUAGCGUAAAUCAAGACGAAAUUUUAUUGAAAAUGUCUUUAUCAUAUCGCGUAUAUUGUAUGUCAACAUAAAUAAUUUUCAACAACAA